AAAUCUGAAAUAUGGAGGGAUGCACAGGGUUGCAAAAUCUUAAAGCCUAAGCACCUAUACAAAGUGCAUUUACAUUAGCAUAUUAUUGUGAUAUGGCAUGGCUUGUUGAUUGACACAAAAAGCCAAAAACAAAGAAGACCUACAAAGUACAAGGAAGAUAAAGUAGUACUGCGGAAGUGAGGCUACGUGCAUUACAAGUCUUGAGUGCGAAGAUUUCUCACAGACUGUGGCAACCUGAACCUCUGGCUAAUGGGCAAAGACACCACUAAUUUAAUCUGUUAUCUCGCGCACGAAUACUGGACGAAAUAAUAGCAAGCUCAAUUUGAUUGUAGCCGACGGCUCAACUUUGGGCGUCCGUACUCAGUCCUCAGUGUAGGCUAGUCGGUCGCAGACUGUUCUGUCUGAAAGGAAAUCUGUGAUGAGAUGUUAAUAACAAGGGACAUCCAAUUCAACAAUCAAAUAACGGAAAAGUCAAUCUCCAAGUCACGUUUUUGAGGCAUUCUGUCAAGAAAUACUACUCCGGUGCCUAAUUGUAAGCGUUAUUGCUACACUCAAGAAACUCAAUGCAGUGAUUCUAAUAUAAGUGUCAUUGUCACUUUUACUUUCCUCCUGUAGGAGAUGCCAGUGAUUGAUACAUAAUCACGACUGGCGAUCUAAAUAGAAUUUGACAUUACUAUAUGCUGCGUGAAUGGAUUUAGCCUCUACUGAUUUGCUAACAGUGAAUUAUAGGCUAAAUUUUGCACGCUUAUAAGAAAGAUUACGAGAGUUCCGACAUUUCGUGAAGGUUGAGAAAAAUAAGAUUUCAGCGAAAGAUCUUGCAACAUGUCCACUGCGUGUAUGGGGAAUUGUUCGAAUCCUCGGAUAGUGUACGAUGUACUAAUUGAGGACCCUUGGGCACAAUGGAAUGCUGCCGUGAAUUAUUUCGAGUAUCAACCGUGGGUUUUCUCUUUAUUGGGUAGUGCAAUGGUUGGUCUUUCUGGCAUUCUCCCCCUGCUUAUCAUCCCCAUCGAUGAUGGUACCAAUUUGAAAAAUGGAGCAGGCGCUGGAACGCUAAAAUCACUUCUAAGUUUUGCCGUUGGAGGUUUAUUAGGGGACGUUUUCUUACACCUUUUACCAGAAGCCUGGGCCAGGAAAGCACUCUCAAAAGCUAAUGAUGACAACAGUCAUCCACCGAUGACCUGUGGACUCUGGGUAUUGGCAGGUUUUCUAAUCUUCAUUAUCGCUGAGAAGAUGUUCAUUAACGACAGCGAAAUUUGUCUUGAAGAAAAACAACAAGAAGAGAAAGGAAGAGAAGUUACCCAAAACUUCAAAUGGAAGGACGAUGACUUGUUGCAAAAAGGAUCAUUGAGAGAAUUUGAAAAUAACAAUUGUCUCAUAUCAUCAGAUGGUGACGAUUUCAUAAAGCAAUGCAAGCGAAAUAUAAACGUUAAGGAUUCUGUGAAAGGCCAAUCGGUAAUAGUAUUCAAAUAUAACUUGAAUAAAGGUUCUAACGUAUUUAGAGCUUCAACUAAAAAUGGAACUCUAGUAUAUCCUGAAGAAAACUUGGUAUCUAGUAUCCAGAAAAAGAAUGUUGUGCCUGCGAUGAAUGGUGUUUUGCAUAAUGGAUCUCACACCAAUGUUUUGGUACCGUCUGCUUCAGUAAGCACAAAUGAGUCCCUUAGGAAUGGUUUGAUCAAGUCAGUCACCAAAAAUGAGAAAAAAAAACGACGGACAGGUGAAGAGAGUGAUAAGCCUAAGCAUGUUUCUGGAUACUUGAAUCUUAUGGCAAACUGCAUUGAUAAUUUUACGCAUGGUUUGGCAGUCGGUGGUUCCUUCUUAAUUUCCUUUAGACUUGGUGCCCUUACGACAUUUGCUAUCCUUGUCCACGAAAUACCACACGAAGUUGGAGACUUCGCAAUUUUACUGCGAAGUGGCUUUAAUAGGUGGGAUGCUGCAAGAGCUCAAUUACUCACCGCAACUGGGGGAAUUUUUGGAGCUCUGGUGGCUGUCCUUUUCAGUGGAAGUGGAGUGGAAUCAAGAACGAGUUGGAUCCUUCCAUUCACAGCGGGUGGCUUUUUACACAUCGGAAUGGUGUCAGUUUUGCCAGAGUUGCUCAAAGAAACGAAUCCUAAAGAAUCUUUAAAACAAUUAGGUGCUCUACUCGCCGGCAUUACGAUUAUGGCGUUUUUGACUGUGUUUUUUGACUGAAGCAGUGUACAUAGUACUAAUACUUUUUUCUAUUAAGUUUUAUAAAAAGUAUCUCCCUUCACGAAUUGAAAAUUAAUAUAUUUUGACUAAUGCGAGAAACAAUAAACGUUACAAAAAUUACUCAUACAGUGUAGCAGAUCGCUAAAUUUAAAAAAAUUCACAUUAGAAAUUGCACCACGAAAGAAUUAUUCGUCUUGCACAUGGUCAGGUUACGUGACUCGCGUUCAAAAUAUCUCAUCCAGUCGCCACUAACGCUUCUGCAUGCACUAAGAGGUCCAGAUAGUAACUAUGGCUUGAAGUGUCGAGAAAGACCCCUUGAUUGUAAAUAUCCAGCGCAAUUUUCUGAAAAGUUGAUCGUUAAUACUAUUUAAACAAAUUUUUUUAAACUAACACAGUAUUAUUAUGAAAAGAAUCCUUAGAAUGUAUUUGAAAAUUUUAAAACUAUCCAAGAAUUUUGGCACUUUUCUCAAAGCCAUAGCGCUAUAAACAAUUAAGUUUGCACUCGAAUGGACAAUACUUGGAUUUUUUAUACUUUUGUAUAUAAGCAGAAUAUUUGGUUCAAUCUAUAUUUGUUUUCUCUGUAAAGUAACAUGUCUUAAAAAGCAAUUUGCGUUUUUUGUGAAAAUUUGUGGUCCGAUAGACGCUCAGAUAUCUACCUGCAAUUACGUACAUUUUAGUUUCUAUAACGCUAUAACUAAAAAGCGGUUAAUUGUACAAAACAGAGUAAAAGAAAAAAAAUCUAGAUAUUCAUUAUGAGGAACCAUUCUCGAUAUUUUAAACCAAUGUGUUAGUGGCGGGUGGAUUACAGAAUAUUCUACUUCAGCAAAAAAUGAGGUCUAUAAGAUAGCAUUGUCUUCAAUUAGUGGCAAUGUACAAAUUCUCGCCAGAACAACGAAAACCUAGAUGUCGAAAGGCAUAAAUUGUAUAGAUUAUUUCGUAAUCUAAAACAAAUCAGGUAUUUUCAAAUGUUUUAAAGAUCAAUUUAUUUUUACAUAAAAUGUAAAGAAAGGUCCCUGCAUAAAGGAAAAAUAUCCAUAUGUAUGAUACUAAUAUAAUAAAAUGACGAGAAACUCACUUCAAGAGUUUUUAAAUAGUGACGAAAAACUGCAGAAUAUAAUAUUUAUAUUCGCCUGAAGCAGAACAUGAUAAAAAUGUUGCGUUUAAACGAUAUCAUUUUUUUAAAUAUCGAAGUUUGAAAACUUUUAACUAGGAUAUUUUUUAUUGCGGAAAAUCAACUUUUCCAAAAAGAACUAGGACAUAACUUUGAAAAAUUAAUACUUCUUACGCAGAUCUUAUAGAAAUAACGUUAGUUAAACGAAAAAAAUUUCAAUUAAUAGUAGUAGUAAAGUAUUUCUUUUAUGUGUCGAAUCAAACUUUAUAUAAUACGUGCAAAGCUUGAAUCAAAUUAGAAGAUGAAUCGAAAUAUAUUCUAGAUCUUUUUUGAUUCUAACAAUGUUUUCAUAUGUUUACACACAAUACCUACUUUGUGUGAUAACACUUAAAUCAUCUGAACUGGUUUUUACUAAUCAGGCACUUAUAAAUAAUGAAGGUUAUAUAAAAUAACAGACAUUUUUGUUAUAACAGAUAUAAAUGUAAAAGCCAGUAUUGUCGCUUCCGGUGCUAAAAAUGAAAAAGACCAGCUAAAGAUACUGACAGUACUUCAUGCGACCUCCAUUUUGCUAUCCAAUCAUUUUAAAGAAAAAGGUUGAAUGUAAAAUAGGCGCGAAGCAUUGGUUGGGUAGCAAUUGUGAAUUAAUGUAUAUAGCCUACGUAUUUCUUGACUUCCAAAGUUGUGUAAAUAAGACACUUUGUUCAUCUUGACCCUUGACGUUAAACUAUAAAAUAAAAAUAUUGCAUGUUUCAGGGAUAAAAAAA
This is a messenger RNA of Belonocnema kinseyi, 4062 nucleotides long. RefSeq names its product zinc transporter ZIP13 homolog (gene Zip99C). Lineage: Eukaryota; Metazoa; Arthropoda; Insecta; Hymenoptera; Cynipidae. Gene Ontology annotation, cellular component: membrane. The record is from RefSeq and is a predicted model, not a curated record. Gene Ontology annotation, biological process: zinc ion transmembrane transport; intracellular zinc ion homeostasis. The transcript has 4 exons. Gene Ontology annotation, molecular function: zinc ion transmembrane transporter activity. The coding region runs from base 823 to 2187 and encodes 454 amino acids.